AUGAGUGGAGAUGGGAAUCAAAACACUGAUACGACAUCAUUUGCCAGUAUUUUAGCUGGUGUACAAAGGUUAAGGGGUGACAAUAACCAAAGUGAUGCUUCCUCAACAUUAGCAACUUCAGCUCCAGUACAACCGAUUACAAGAAAACCAGAUACAACAAGACAGGCACCACCACCAGCAUCAUCAUCAUCAUCGUUCAUAUCUACUCCCCAAUUACAGAAAAGAACAAAUGCUUUUAACCAAGAUAGAACUAGCUAUAAUGAUCCUAGAUUUAAUAAACGAGCAAGAGACCCAAAUAUUCCUAAACCAUCAUCAAUUUCUGUUAAUAAAUCACAAACUGGUAAUCCAUUACUUCAAAAUAUAACAAACGUUAAUUGGAAUUAUGUUGAAUCAAGAAACAUAUAUGAUUAUUUGAUUAAGAAUAGACAAAUCAUUUUCUUAUCGUUAAAAUAUCAUAAAUUACAUCCAGAAUAUAUACAAAAUAAAAUGAAACCUUUGAUGAAAAAAGAUGCUAUAUUAUUAACAGUGGUUGAUAUUGAAAAUAGUGAAUCUAUAUUGAAAGAAUUGAAUAGAAUAUGUCUAUAUAAUGAAUUUACUUUAUUAUUGGCUUUUAAUUUUGAACAAGCUGCAAAAUAUUUAACAUAUAUGGCAACAAGUGUAUGA
This is a messenger RNA of Hansenula ciferrii, 663 nucleotides long. It is a transcript of the gene RAD10, whose product is annotated as DNA repair protein RAD10. The transcript has a single exon. Gene Ontology annotation, biological process: meiotic mismatch repair; nucleotide-excision repair; mitotic recombination. Gene Ontology annotation, cellular component: nucleotide-excision repair factor 1 complex; nucleus; ERCC4-ERCC1 complex. NCBI's taxonomy places the organism in Eukaryota, Fungi, Ascomycota, Saccharomycetes, Phaffomycetales, Wickerhamomycetaceae. The record is from RefSeq and is a predicted model, not a curated record. Gene Ontology annotation, molecular function: damaged DNA binding; single-stranded DNA binding. Bases 1 to 663 code for a protein of 220 amino acids.